CACCAAGGUGAGUGUCCCGGCUCUCCCCAACCAGAUGCGCUCCCGUGGAGGAGAAGGCAGGGAGGUAGGCACUGAAGGGUCAGGGACGCUCCUGUGUAGAUGGACGUGCCCUGCCACUGCGAGCCCAACCAGCCUGCCCUCGGACAAGCACCUGAUGCCCAACCUCAGGCCAGCCAAGCCCUUGGCCCCUUCCUUGCCUCUCGGCCCAUCCCCAGGAGCCUCACUCAGCUGGAGGGCUACACCCAAGUCCUCAGACUUGCUGGGACCCAGGAGCCCAGGAGGAACCUUCCAGGGCCGAGACCUCCACAAUGGGACUCAUGCCCCCUCAUCCUCCUCUUUGAACCCCCUGCCACCAUCGCAGCUUCAGCUGCCCACAGUGCCCCUAGUCAUGGUGGCACCCUCCGGGGCACGGCUGGGUUCCUCACCCCACCUGCAGGCACUUCUGCAGGACAGGCCACAUUUUAUGCACCAGCUCUCCACAGUGGAUGCCCAUGCUCGGACCUCUAUGCUACAGGUGCGCCCUCUGGACAGCCCAGCCAUGAUCAGCCUCCCACCACCCACCGCUGCCACUGGAGUCUUUUCCUUCAAGGCCCGACCUGGCCUACCACCUGGAAUCAACGUGGCCAGCCUGGAGUGGGUGUCCAGGGAGCCAGCACUGCUCUGCACCUUCCCAAGCCCCAGUGUGCCCAGGAAAGAAAGCACCCUUUCAAGCAUGUCCCAGAGCUCCUUUCCUCUGCUGGCAAAUGGUGUCUGCAAGUGGCCUGGAUGUGAGAAGGUCUUCAAGGAGCCAGAGGACUUCCUCAAGCACUGCCAGGUGGACCACCUCCCGGAUGAGAAGGGCAAGGCACAGUGUCUCCUCCAGCGAGAGGUGGUACAGUCUCUGGAGCAGCAGCUGGUCCUGGAAAAGGAGAAACUGAGUGCUAUGCAGGCCCACCUGGCAGGGAAAAUGGCACUGACCAAGACUCCAGCAGUGGUGUCAUCUGACAAAGGGUCCUGCUGCAUUGUAGCUGCUGGCACCCACAGCAGUGGUGUUCCAGGAUGGCCCAGCCCCCAAGAGGCCUCCGAUAGCCUGUUUGCUGUGCGGAGGCAUCUCUGGGGCAGCCAUGGAAAUGGCACCUUUGCAGAGUUCUUUCACAACAUGGACUACUUCAAGUUCCACAACAUGCGUCCCCCUUUCACCUACGCCACCCUCAUCCGCUGGGCCAUCCUGGAGGCUCCUGAGAAGCAACGGACACUCAAUGAAAUCUACCGUUGGUUCACACGCAUGUUUGCCUAUUUUAGAAACCAUCCUGCCACGUGGAAGAAUGCCAUCCGCCACAACCUGAGCCUGCACAAGUGCUUCGUGCGGGUGGAGAGCGAGAAGGGGGCCGUGUGGACCGUGGACGAGUUUGAGUUCCGCAAGAAAAGAAGCCAACGGCCUAGCAAGUGCUCCUACCCUCCGCCAGGCCCCUGACCUCAAACCAAGGAAAGAAAGGAUGGAAAGGGUCGAAACUGGGGGCAGAGGUGGUGGGGGCAGGGCUGACAGGCCCUGGAUAUGUCCACGGAGACCAAGAAAUGAGGUAUCCACUGUCUCCCCGCCACAGCCUCUGCUCUCCAGCUUAGCUGCCCUCCAGGAUCUUAUUUUCUGCCCCAAGGCUGUUCAGAGGGUCUCCAGUCCGAGCCCAGCCCCUGCCUCCACCACAGUCCCCCAACAUGGCCUCUCACAACCAACCACACACACAGCUGCCUCAGUCACCCUCACAGAUGAUCUCAGAGUGGAAAAGUCACACACAGUCACAAUCCUGUCCCCUAAACACACACAAACCCUAAGACACAAAGAGCUUGCCUUGGUAUACUCAAAUGUCCUCAAUGCUAUAUAGUCACAUGAAGUCAUGUUCGAGCACAAUCCUGUCAACUCACAUUCCCAAAAGCACAAAGCCACAUUCACUCUCUGGGCCCAUGGAUGUGAAGUCAUGCAAAGGUGCGCCCAGGCCCCUGCAGAUGCAGCAUCAGUACCCUCCCGAUCACAAGUUACAGAAAGCCACACAGACACUUAACUGGUCACAUGUAACUCCCAACACAUGCUCACUCAGACAUGGCCCAUUAGUACUCGUCUGCAUAUCUCGCACUUGUGCACACACAUGCACACUCAUAGCUCCCUAGGGUGUCCCCUCUGAGUCCACAAAGACACACUGAUUCACCAAAAGAUGCUGGCUAUCUCACUUGACAAUCACCCACUCCUUCCCCUGAGCCCUGAUCCAUGCCUCAGCUAGACUGCAGAAGAGCCCCUCCUUUAUUUGGGAUCCAAGGCCCCAGCCCCCGGUGCCCUCUCCAAUAAACUGUAGCCAAUUCUA
Messenger RNA from Cavia porcellus (domestic guinea pig), 2333 nucleotides. It is a transcript of the gene Foxp3, whose product is annotated as forkhead box P3. Lineage: Eukaryota; Metazoa; Chordata; Mammalia; Rodentia; Caviidae. Bases 35 to 1453 code for a protein of 472 amino acids. Gene Ontology annotation, molecular function: RNA polymerase II cis-regulatory region sequence-specific DNA binding; DNA-binding transcription repressor activity, RNA polymerase II-specific. The transcript is spliced from 12 exons. Gene Ontology annotation, biological process: regulation of transcription by RNA polymerase II. Gene Ontology annotation, cellular component: nucleus. The record is from RefSeq and is a predicted model, not a curated record.